This is a messenger RNA of Thermothielavioides terrestris NRRL 8126, 1579 nucleotides long. RefSeq lists its product as uncharacterized. Lineage: Eukaryota; Fungi; Ascomycota; Sordariomycetes; Sordariales; Chaetomiaceae. Gene Ontology annotation, molecular function: protein-folding chaperone binding. The coding region runs from base 383 to 1474 and encodes 363 amino acids. Gene Ontology annotation, cellular component: cytosol. The record is from RefSeq and is a predicted model, not a curated record. The transcript is spliced from 3 exons. Gene Ontology annotation, biological process: translational initiation.
AGAGCUCUCUGGAGCUUUCAUGUCGCCACCAAUUCCUGCCGCGGGAGCCACAGCCACCAUUCGCCCACUUCAUUGGCAUUCUAAGCUGCAACGAGCGACCUGCAGCGACUAGAAUCUGCUAUCCACACGCUGCCCUUUCCAAUUCGACGUCGACACAACCGACCGGCAUAUCUUCCUGCAACCCGACCCCAUCGGGGUAGCGCAGGCCAACUCACUCCGCACAAGAGCUACCCUGCUUCUGCUUGCUAGACACCGACCACAGCAAUAGCAACAACAACGAACAAGUAGAUCAGACGCAGCAGCAACAGCAACAACAACAGCGUCAUCUCAUCGAUUCCGCCAACGACAGCCUCGUCGACGAACUUACGGCAAACCAUCCAAGAUGGUCAAGGAGACGAAGCUCUACGACCUACUGGGCAUUAGCCCCUCGGCCUCACAGGACGACAUCAAGAAGGCAUACAGGAAAGCGGCUCUAAAAUACCACCCCGACAAGAACAAGGACAACCCGCAGGCCGCCGAGAAGUUCAAGGAGUGCUCGCAAGCAUACGAGAUCCUCUCCGACCCGGAAAAGCGCAAGAUCUAUGAUCAGUUCGGCCUCGAGUUCAUUCUGCGCGGCGGCGUCCCCCAACCCGACGGCGCUGGCGGCCCGAACCCCUUCGCCGGCGGUGCGGGCGGCAUGCCCGAAGGCUUCGCCUCGUUCUUCGCCAACGCCGGCGGUCCAGGUGCGGGUGCAGGCCCGCGCUUCAGCACGUUUAACUUCCACUUCACCGAUCCCGACGAGCUCUUCCGCAACACCUUCCGCGACAGCGGGCUGGGCGGCGGCAUGUUCGACGACUUGUUCGGCGGCGGGGCGCGGUCGUCGACCUCGUCCACCGGCGGGCGGAGCCGCGGGCGGGGCUCCUUCGGCGAGAGCGCGCGCAGCGCCCGGGCGCCGACGCCCGAGGUGACCACCGUGGAGCGGCCGCUGCCGCUGUCGCUCGAGGACCUGUUCCAGGGCGUCACCAAGAGGAUGAAGAUCAAGCGCAAGAUGUUCGACGCGACGGGCAAGCGCACCACGACAGACACGGUGCUGGAGGUGCCCAUCAAGCCGGGUCUGAAGAAAGGCAGCAAGAUCCGCUUCAAGGGCGUCGGCGAUCAAGAAGAGGGUGGACAACAGGACCUGGUGUUUAUCGUCGAGGAGAAACCACACCCGCUCUUCGUCCGCGACGGCGACGACAUCAUCCACACGGUCGACUUGGACCUGAAGGAGGCCCUCACGGGGUGGCAGCGCACCGUCACGACCAUCGACGGCAGGAACCUCAACAUCGAGAAGUCCAACCCCACCCAGCCCGGCAGCCAGGACUCGUACCCGGGCCUGGGCAUGCCCAUCUCCAAGAAGCCCGGCCAGCGCGGCAACUUCAUCGUCAAGUACAACGUCCGCUUCCCCAUCACGCUCACCCCGACGCAGAAGCAGCGGUUGAGGGACAUCUUGUAGAUUUUCUCACACCGCCCCGUAUCUAUUGCGGUGAUUGGAAGCGAUUUUUUUCAAUGGUGGGGUGGGCUGGAAGGAUAUGGUGCGGGGUGACUUUGGGUGGAUGGG